AUGUCUUCCCAUGAAUCAGACUCAAACGAUACGGGCUUGGGAGCUUUGGAAGCCCGAGGAUAUACAUCACCACAAACAAACACAUUCCUGUCACCAACUAUUUAUACACAAAGUUCACCUUCAUUAUCCAGGGACAGUCUGAUUCCCUCACCUCGACGUCGCAGAUUAUGGCCGGAUCGGCCCGUGGUGGACUUCCUGAUUGGCAUGUUCCUUAAGGAGAUGAACCGAGUCCACGAGAUGAUCCACCCGCCAUCCUUUCAGAGCAACUAUAACGCGUGGUGGACCAAACAGGAGCAAAUCAACAUAUCAGGAGACACACUUAUGUCGGAUGAUGAUAUGAAUUUCGGAUUGCUGGUGAUCCGAAUCUGCCUCGUCAGCAUCCAAUGUCUUCCACAUUCGAAGUUCCCCACAGAAGGAAUAAUCAAGACAUCCCCAUAUAACAUUGAGCAAUGGCUCUAUUCCAUAGCCGACGAGAUUGAUAAGUCAUUACAGUCCAAGAAGCCCUCUCUGGUGACUGUUCAGCAUCGUUUCUACCACGUAUGCUACCUGAAGGCCCAUGCGAGGAUCCGAGAAUGCUGGUCCAUUCUCAGCGCGACUGUCAAGGAUGCACACGAGAUUGGACUGCAUCUGAAAGACCCAGGUGCUCCAUUCACAGAGCUUGAGAUGGAAAUUCGCAGACGAACCUUCUGGAACCUAUACAUAUGGGACCGGUUCAUGUCUUCCUUUUUCGGACACUGGCCGCUCAUUCCCGAAGGAUAUUUUGAUAUCGAACCACCACAUGAUAACCUCCAAGCUUUCACCAUCACCCCCUACGUCCUCACCCCAUUCACCGAUCGAGUAUUCGUCAUGAAAUUAGCCCGCUUCAUAACAGCAUUUAUGAGCCCACCAUCCUGGCAACAUGAUCGCGUCGACUCCAUUGUAAUCGCCGACUUCUCACAAAGAUUCCAACAAGUCAUCAUCGAUCAACUUCCCCAUGCAUUUUGGUUAGAAAAUCCGGACACCACAUGGGAUUCCGUUGACUCCGCCUUGCCCGGCAAGAGGGAGACGCUCCACCUCUGUAUCUGGGCUACGAAAGCCGGCCUUUACAAAGCCUUCGCCGACCCAUGCAGAAGUCUCCAGCAGCAGAAGAGCCCAGUCUUGAAGCAUGGAAGUGAUCUACUUGCGCUCGCUCAUCGCCGAACCUUGAUGGAAACAACUCGCAAAGUUAUCUCGUCGGUCGGUAGUUUAUACAUGCUCCUUGGCGAUGAAGAAGGAGGCACGACAGAGAAAUUAUUCUUCCUGCCCGUAUGCUUGGUUGAAGCACUCGCAAAUCUGGGUGUUUGUUUACUAUCAACCCAGGCGGAUGAGAGAAUUCUCACUGUAGAUGGUAUUCAGUUCGUUACGGACCCUGAUCUAGCACGUAACUACUUGGCGUUCUUUGAAGGAUAUGGUCUGCUUUGUCGACAGAGUUCUCGACAGGCGAUCGCAAGGAAGAGCGUGAAUGUGCUUAAAGUUCUUCAUGAUGCGUUGCGAGCUUCGUUCCGCGCCGGUGAAAUACUGGAUGCCCACGGCGGAGGGACGCUGAGCUCGGGGUCUCUUGUGGCGGGGCAGUAUGGAGCUGGUCAAUUUCAGCUGGAACAUGCAUUGGUUUCACUGCAUAGUCAUGGGGGAGAGGCUAGCCAAGGAGUUCGAGGAGAUUCUUUCUUUCCACUGCCUGACUGGUUGCCGUCAUUUAUGGCAUCACCAGGCCGAUCGUGGCUGUUUCAUGAUAAUGCGGCGUUUGGGGAUUUGAUGGCAUAG
Messenger RNA from Penicillium pulvis, 1779 nucleotides. RefSeq names its product fungal specific transcription factor domain-containing protein. The record is from RefSeq and is a predicted model, not a curated record. Gene Ontology annotation, cellular component: nucleus. Bases 1 to 1779 code for a protein of 592 amino acids. Lineage: Eukaryota; Fungi; Ascomycota; Eurotiomycetes; Eurotiales; Aspergillaceae. The transcript is spliced from 3 exons. Gene Ontology annotation, molecular function: zinc ion binding; DNA binding. Gene Ontology annotation, biological process: DNA-templated transcription.